Molecule: messenger RNA, 1914 nt
Organism: Besnoitia besnoiti
Lineage: Eukaryota; Apicomplexa; Conoidasida; Eucoccidiorida; Sarcocystidae
Product: putative beta-ketoacyl-acyl carrier protein synthase III
Exons: 6
Coding region: 1-1914 (637 amino acids)
Biological process (GO): fatty acid biosynthetic process
Molecular function (GO): 3-oxoacyl-[acyl-carrier-protein] synthase activity
Source: RefSeq, a predicted model, not a curated record
AUGGGAGCUCGCAUCGCUGCGAGGCAAUGCCCUGCCUCUCACCUCCCCCCGCAUUCCUUCGAACUCGGGGAGAGGCCUUUUCAACACGCAGGGGAUGACUUGCUCUUUGCGCGCCGCACUAACCCGCUGGCCUCGGGUUCGCGCGGACGCCUCUUGGCGCACUGUGUAGAGAUAUCCCGCAGAUCCUUCUCUCUGUCUUCGCUUCUUUUCCUGAUUGCCUUCCCUCUCUGUCUUGUGACCCUCUGCGAGCCUCGGGUCGUCGCCUCCCUGAAGGCGACUCCUCGGCUCGCUUCAUCUCGCCCGCUGGAGGCACCCCGUGUGUCGCCGGCGCGCGCAGGCGAGGUGAGCGCCCCCGACGAGUUGCAUGGCUCCAUUCUUUCGCCCAACUCAGUCCGGACUUUAAGCACUGUCAGCUGUUCCAGACUCAAGCCCCUGCUCUUCCAGGUGUCGCUUGCCGCUCUCGACAGCGCACCCCCUCCGAGCACGCAGACUACAGACACCCGAUGUGCCGCCGAGGCGGCGGCAACCGCCCUUGGGGCCUUCACCUCCUCCGAGCGCGGAGGCGCGGCGAGCGCCUCCGCGCUUAACUCUUCUUUCUUGUCCUCCUCUAGGCGGGUGGGCACAGCCUCGCGCUGCGCGCACUGGUUGGCGCGACGCGGCGCCGGCGCGGGGUUCGCCUCGCCCUCCGUUCUCGCUUCGCCUGUGCAGAAAAAACCGCUCCUUGGGCGAGCGAGCGCAGGACGACACGACUUUGCACUUCGCGGUGGUCUCGCCGCCGCCGAGAAAGAGAGGUCUCCCGGCGCCGUCUCGUGCGGGCUGACAGGCUGCAGAAUCGUCGGCGUGGGCAGCGCGACGCCGGCUGGCGAAAUGACGAACGACGACAUGGCAGCGAUCGUCGCCACUUCCGACGAGUGGGUGAGGACCCGUACAGGGAUCCGCUCGCGGCGUGUGCUCGCGGCGUCGGAGAGUCUUCGUCCACUCGCCUUAACUGCCGCCAGAAGAGCCUUGGAGAGCGCCAAUGUCAAGGCGAGAGACAUCGAUUUGGUGCUCCAUGCCUCCUCGUCGCCAGACGACCUCUUUGGAGACGCGACAUCUAUUGCCGCCGGAAUCAUGCAGACUGAACAAGCGGAAGCGGGAAGCGCCGGAGAAAAAGAAGCAGCGCUGGGACCGGCUGGGUUCGAUCUAACCGCGGCGUGCUCGGGCUUCCUUGUUGGACUUCUGAGCGCGAAUGCCUUUUUGACAAGCCCGUGCUGCCCCUACAAGCGCAUUCUCUUGGUGGGGGCCGAUGCCCUGACGCGGUGGGUCGACUGGAGCGACAGGAACACGUGCGUUUUGUUUGGCGACGGCGCCGGCGCGGUUGUGCUCGAGCGCCCAGACGAGUCGAGGCCGUCCGUGGACUCUGAGAAAGCAGAAAAAACCCAACUCAGGCGCGGGCUCUUGUCCUACGCGCUGAGCAGCGACGGGCUCCAAGCCCAUCAGCUGAUGCUCCCCUUCAAGGGCGCAGAGUGCGAGCUCAAACGCUCGGCAGGAAAGCCCGCGCUUCGUGUGAAGCAGGGGGGAUAUGCCCCUCUGUCCAUGAACGGCCGCGAAGUUUUCAAGUUUGUCUCUCGCAAGGUGCCGCCGGCGAUUGAGUCCGUGGUCGCCGCCGCAGGGUUGCAGAUGAGCGAUGUUGACUGGCUCCUGCUCCACCAGGCCAACAAACGCAUCAUGGACGCCGUUGCCGAACGCCUGCAGAUGCCGCUGAGCAAGGUGCUUUGCAACUUGGACAAAUACGGCAACACCUCUGCGGCCUCUAUUCCCCUGUGCCUGGACGAAGCGGUUAAAGAAGGGAAAGUCAAACCCGGAGACGUCGUGGUCACUGCCGGUUUCGGGGCAGGCCUCACAUGGAGCGCGGCCGUCUUCCGCUACGGCUAA